Molecule: messenger RNA, 480 nt
Organism: Rhodofomes roseus
Lineage: Eukaryota; Fungi; Basidiomycota; Agaricomycetes; Polyporales; Fomitopsidaceae
Product: glutathione peroxidase
Exons: 5
Coding region: 1-480 (159 amino acids)
Biological process (GO): response to oxidative stress
Molecular function (GO): glutathione peroxidase activity
Source: RefSeq, a predicted model, not a curated record
AUGACCUCGUUUUACGACCUCAAGACUGAGCUCCCCGGAGGCAAGGAGUACGACUUUGCCCAGUUGAAGGGCAAGGUCGUGCUGAUCGUGAACACGGCCUCGAAGUGUGGCUUCACGCCCCAGUACAAGGGUCUCCAGGCCCUCUGGGACAAAUACAAGGAGAAGGACUUCGUCCUCCUUGGCUUCCCUUGCAACCAGUUCGGCGGCCAAGAGCCCGGUGACGACGAGAAGAUCGCCGAGUUCUGCACGCUCAACCACGGCGUGAGCUUCCCCCUCGUGAAGAAGUCCGACGUGAACGGCGACAACACGAACGAGGUCUUCAAGUGGCUCAAGAGCCAGAAGGCCGGCCUGCUCGGCAUGACCAGGAUCAAGUGGAACUUCGAGAAGUUCUUGGUGGACAAGGAGGGCAAGGUUGUUGGCCGCUGGGCGUCCACCACCACGCCCGAAGCUAUCGAUGCGGAGAUCGCGAAGCUGUUGUGA